UCCUCGCUCCCCCCCCCACCUCCUCUCCUUGUCUCUACAGAGAAAAGGUGCCGCGCAGGUUCCGCUUCGGUUCGUCAUUCAGCCGCCCCGGCCUCCUUGCCGAGGGCCGACGCCGCUCCCCUCCCCCUCCUUCCCUUUCCCCCCUCCCUUCCCUUCCUUCCGUCGGUCCGUCAGUUGGGGUUGGGAGCGGGCCCAAGCCUCGUCCCCCUCGCGACGAGCGUCUCGGAGCGGGACGGGUCCCGGCCUCCCUCCUCAUUCCCCGUCCGGCGUGAGAGAGCCCGGGGAGCGGCCUCUAUACCUCCGCGCGCGCACACACACACAGACAUUACCCGGCCGCCGCCUCCGAAGCCAUGGCGGCGAGCGCCAAGCGGAAGCAGGAGGAGAAGCACCUGAAGCUGCUGAGGGAGAUGAGCAGCCUCCCGCCCAACCGCAAGUGCUUCGACUGCGACCAGCGCGGCCCCACCUACACCGACAUGACGGUGGGCAGCUUCGUGUGUACCUCCUGCUCCGGCAUCCUACGAGGUUUAAAUCCACCUCACAGAGUGAAGUCCAUUUCCAUGACUACAUUCACACAGCAAGAAAUAGAAUUUCUGCAGAAACAUGGGAAUGAAGUGUGUAAACAGAUUUGGCUAGGAUUAUUUGAUGAUAGAUCAUCAGCAAUUCCAGACUUCAGGGAUCCUCAAAAGGUCAAGGAAUUCUUACAAGAAAAAUAUGAAAAGAAAAGAUGGUAUGUUCCACCAGAACAAGCAAAAGUUGUGGCAUCUGUCCAUGCAUCUAUAUCUGGCUCCUCUGCUAGUAGUACAAGUAGUACUCCAGAAGUCAAGCCACUUAAAUCUCUUCUCGGAGAGUCUGCACCGGCACUGCACUUAAAUAAGAGCACACCUACACAAUCUCCUGUUGUAAAUCGAUCUCAAGGACAGUCACAAGAAAAGAAACAGUUUGAUCUUCUCUCUGACCUUGGUUCAGACAUAUUUGCUGCUCCUGCUCCUCAUUCCACAGCCACAGCGAAUUUUGCUAAUUUUGCACAUUUCAACAGUCAUACAGCGCAGAACUCUGCAAAUGCAGGUUUUGCAAACUUUGAUGCAUUUGGACAGUCUAGUGGUUCGAGUAAUUUUGGUGGUUUCCCCACAGCAAGUCAGUCUGCUUUUCAGCACCAAAAUACAGCGUUCAGAACGCUUUCAUCUAGCUGCAGUUUUGGUGAAUUUACUACUUCCGCUUUCCCUCUCCAGGCUGUGCGCAGUAAGUUCCACCAAGGUGGGAGCGCUGGAUCAGUGAAUGCUAACUUUGCACACUUUGAUAACUUCCCCAAAUCCUCCAGUGCUGAUUUUGGAGCCUUCAGUGCUUCUCAGAGCAACACAACUGCAGCCAGUAAAGCUGCAGUGAAUAAACCGAACCUCCAGUCAGCAGAUAAAUAUGCAGCUCUUGCUAAUUUAGAUAAUAUCUUCAGCACAGGGCAAGGUGGUAGCGAGCCAGGAAGUGGCUUUGGUGCUGCCCAUACAGUACCAGCUGGUCCCGCUGUGUCAGCCCCAAGCCAGCCAAGUGCAUCUUCAGACAAGUAUGCAGCUCUAGCAGAAUUAGACAGUGUGUUCAGCUCCACAGCAACCUCUAGUAAUGCAUAUACUUCCACCAGUAAUGUUAGCAGUAAUGCUUUUGGAACAGUACCAGUGGGUGUUAAUACACAGACACAGCCUGCGUCAUCAAGCAUUCCUGCACAAUUUGGAGCAACACCAUCCACAAAUCCAUUUGUGGCUGCCCCUGUAGCCGCAGUAGCACCUUCAACGAACCCAUUCCAAACCAAUAGCAGAGCAGCAACAGCAGCAACAUUUGGCACAGCAUCCAUGAGCAUGCCUGCAGGAUUUGGAACAACUGCCUCAUACAGUCUUCCUACUAGCUUUAGUGGUAACUUCCAGCAGCCUGCAUUUCCAGCCCAGGCAGCCUUUCCUCAGGCUGCUUUCACUCAGCAACCAAAUGGAGCCGGCUUUGCUGCAUUUGGACAGGCAAAACCAGUAGUAACCCCAUUUGGGCAAGUUACAGCUGUUGGAGUAUCUAGUAAUCCUUUUAUGGCAGGUGGACCAGCAGGGCAAUUUCCAACAGGAAGCUCAUCAACCAAUCCUUUCUUAUAGCCUUAUAGACACUUUACCUAAAAGAACUCUUAUGUGAUCACACAACAUCUCUGCGCCUCUUGCACUGUUGUCUUGUUUCACUGAUCUUAGCUUUAAACACAAGAGAACUCUUUCAAAAAAAAAAGCCUGCAUUGUGUAUUAAAACCAAGAAACACCAGGUAAUGUGCAAAACAGGGGCCAUGGAAA
This is a messenger RNA of Zootoca vivipara (common lizard), 2309 nucleotides long. It is a transcript of the gene AGFG1, whose product is annotated as ArfGAP with FG repeats 1. The record is from RefSeq and is a predicted model, not a curated record. NCBI's taxonomy places the organism in Eukaryota, Metazoa, Chordata, Lepidosauria, Squamata, Lacertidae. Gene Ontology annotation, cellular component: membrane; cytoplasm; cytoplasmic vesicle. Gene Ontology annotation, biological process: spermatid nucleus differentiation; acrosome assembly; intermediate filament organization. Gene Ontology annotation, molecular function: GTPase activator activity.